Messenger RNA from Sphaerodactylus townsendi, 1151 nucleotides. RefSeq names its product RD3 like (gene RD3L). The record is from RefSeq and is a predicted model, not a curated record. NCBI's taxonomy places the organism in Eukaryota, Metazoa, Chordata, Lepidosauria, Squamata, Sphaerodactylidae. The transcript has 4 exons. The coding region runs from base 297 to 896 and encodes 199 amino acids.
UACAUAUAAGAGACUAUCAUCGCUGAAAAUAGCAGGCGGACGAGAAGAGCUGGACACAAAAAAAUGGAUCUUAAAGCGGAUAUUCCUCAUCUGACUCUUCUGCCUCAGAUCAGCCGUCCAACAAAAGCAGACCAAAGAAAUCACUAGAUUGUAAAGAAGGAUGAAAAAUCUAUGGACGUGAGGCACAUCUGUAAAAAGGGAUAUGCUGGAAUAAACCAACCGUAUUCGCUCCAGCACAAACACAGCUCCAGUUUGGGUCACAACCACGCGUUCCAAGAAGUACAGUAAGUGUCAAAAUGCCAUUCUUUGGCUGGAUGAAAUGGCCAAAAAAUUAUUCUUACAAAACCAGACAAUACCCAGGCUCGGAAGUUGUGACGAAGACUCUCCUGAGGGAACUAAAAUGGCACCUAAAAGAGCGUGAGCGACUGGUACAGGAGAUAGAAAGUGACCACAGAGUUCAGAAGACUGGCACAGAUUACAAUUGGCUAAAGAGCUACCAGCCUCCUCAGAUAACUAUACCGGCUACUGAACAAAGACAGCUCGAAAUCCUUUGCUCCCAAAUCCAACCCUGCCAAACUGCAAUCAUUCUCAGCAGAUUUCGAGAGGUGCUGGCCGAAAACGACGUUUUACCUUGGGAAAUCGUUUACAUCUUCAAGCAAGUUUUAAAGGAGUUCCUAGCCAAUCUUGAGAAGGAAGAGACGCAGGACAAACUGGACGACCACUGGAAUACAAACUGUCCGGCCAACUUCGAAGCAGCAUCCGCAGAUAGCGCCAGCAAAACAGACAAAGAGGAGAUCCCAACCGUCUCCAGUUACGUUGACAAACAUACACAAGGGAUGUUUCCAACUUUCUCCCACCGAAUCUGGAAUCUCCCCUAUUACUACCCAUCCAGUUAAGUUUUCCCCCUUCCUGCGUUCCCCAAUUAUUUAUGCACCUUUCCUUGCUUACCAUCCUGCUUCAAGGAUCUGAAGCGCCAAAGAAACCGCGAAAAUUGCCUGCUGCUCCCUUUCUAUCACAAGUUCAGACUUUUAAACUGAUUGCAGCUUGCAUCUAAUUUACGGUGGUCCUUAGAUAACUAGAAUAAUAAUGACCCCCUUUCAACCGUUUCUCCAGCUCAUACUGUGUACGAGAACCUUCUCAAUAAAUAUAUA